AGAAGCUUGGCUGGAUGUCACUCCAGUCGAUUGGUUGCGGCAUUGUUUCUGCAUCCGUAAAUAGCGUCAGUCACUGUCGUUGUUAUCCUCUCGCUGGAAUCUUCGGAUGCGUGCCAGUCGAGUGAUGCUCUCACAGGGAAAGGCAGCAAAAGCGUACGCGCUCGACUUGGAGUUCGUGAAGUGCAAAGGCAGCGUCUACGCCCGCUCCGCCGCCUUCGUGCCCUUUCGUCGCAUCACCACCGCGCAAGCAACUGCGGGCAGCGAAUCUGCGGUUCAGACGAAUGCAACGCAGCAAAACAAAGGGGGUGGUACGGCCGACGACGCCCCGACGCGGCUGACCGAGCUACUCGACAAACCAAUUGUGCUGGAGCUAAAGCCGGAUGUGACACUGAGCCUCGCGGAGUCGCUACCAUGCGGCCACCUUCUUCGCGAGAUGAUCGAUGUCCGCUUUGCACCAACGCCGGCGUUGACUGCGGUCGUCAGAGAAUUUCACGAGACAGCAAGGAACGAGCUAAGCGCUCACCGUGACCUCCUUAAGACGCAACGCAAGCAAAAGAAAGAUGAAAAGAUUGAGCGAGAGAGGGAAGAGGAGAGAGCGGGCGGGGCUGCCGGUGACGCGCCUGACUGUUCUAGUGGUACAGUAGACACGGAUGACUUUAUUAACGUAGAGGAAGACCACGAUGCAUCCCUCUUGUCUUCCCCUACUGCUUUUUCCUCCUCUUCUUCAUUGAAAACAACUCGUCUUACGUCGUCCGCCGAGGCCAUGGCGUCGCGCUCGCUGCAGAUGCGUGACGGUCUGACGCACAACUUCAGAGGGCUCGAUCCCUACGGCAUUCCCAACGUCCGCAUUUUUGAGAGGGAAGCACUCAAGACGCUAUACGCAGCUCCAGUGGAGUCCCGUGAUUUCAAGGCGGCAGCAAAGCAGCUGCGCUGCCUGCUCCACGCUGGGCGCGGAAAGAACGGCUACAAGCCUCUCGCCUUCUGCACAAGGACGUACCCAGAGUUUCUUCAAAAAGUGCUGCAAGCGGUGUUCGAGAGCCCGUCCGCUUGGUAUGAGUGGCUGACCGCGUGCUACACCCGCGUGGAGGAGGACUUAAGAGGCGUAAGGGAAGCGCGUGGCGCGGUCGGCACAGGUGAGUCGAUUACGACACCCAUCACACAGGCGGCGGUCUUUGUGGAGUGCAAUACGCUGGAGGAACUUGCUACGAGGAUGAACCUGGUGUGGGGUGGGCUGCUCCGUGAGGGGGAGGUGAGAGGAGGAGGUGAUAGGGAGGACAGCACGAGAGGCGAAGGGUCCGGGACAGCACCGCCUAAAGUGUUUGUCUACGGCAACGCCGACCUCCGCGUCAUUCACAAUACGUUGGGGCUCAGCAAAUCCGUGCCGCCGCUCAACUUGCACCUGUCGGUUAGAGGGAGUAAGGUGCGUCGGUUCUUGACGCAUCGGUCCAGCAAAUCCCCCACUUCUUCCUCUUCCUCCUCUGCUGAGGCAGGGAAAACGGACGAGAGCACCCCCAAUAGCGAUGUUCAGCUCAUCUCACCGUACGAAGCACGUGUGGUGGAUAUCACGAAACAUCCUCUCUUCACCGCCUCUGGCUUUGCUCUGUCGUCCAACAAGACGCCCAGUCUCUCCGUGGCGCUGGAGAAGGCGGCGGUGCGUGAUGCUACGGCAGCCGCUCUGCAUGGAGCACCGCGCCAGCAUGAUGCGCUGUGGGAUGCGCAGGCCCUGGCGUGUCUUUGCUCGGUUUCAGGUGCGGUGCGAUGA
This is a messenger RNA of Leptomonas pyrrhocoris, 1762 nucleotides long. RefSeq lists its product as hypothetical. NCBI's taxonomy places the organism in Eukaryota, Euglenozoa, Kinetoplastea, Trypanosomatida, Trypanosomatidae. The coding region runs from base 107 to 1762 and encodes 551 amino acids. The record is from RefSeq and is a predicted model, not a curated record. The transcript has a single exon.